This is a messenger RNA of Glycine soja, 3002 nucleotides long. RefSeq lists its product as uncharacterized. The transcript has 5 exons. NCBI's taxonomy places the organism in Eukaryota, Viridiplantae, Streptophyta, Magnoliopsida, Fabales, Fabaceae. The record is from RefSeq and is a predicted model, not a curated record. Bases 2160 to 2789 code for a protein of 209 amino acids.
ACAUUGCAUGUUGUUGUGUGAUGUGCCUAUGUUUGAGUUUGAGGUAGGUUUUUUAUUUCCUAAUAUAUGACAAUGUUUGUGGUUUCUGAUUGUGUAGAAUGAAUGACAAUAUAACUUUAGUAUUGCACCAUGGAGGAAGAUUCACUCCACGUGCCAGUGAUGGAAAGGUUGAAUAUAUAGGCGGAGAAUUUGACGUUUGGGAGGAUAUAUCUACAGAUUGCCUGAAUGCAUUUAUCUUAUAUAAGAAGUAUAGAAAUAUAGGAGAAUGUUUUUGGUUGAUUGAUAAGGACUUAGAUUUUAAUCAUGGGUUAAGGAGUUGUACAACUGAUGGAGAUAUAUUACACUUAGUUAGGGAUGCUUUUGAAAAUAAGAAUGAGAUAAAUGUUUAUUUUCAUCAUGAAGUAGAUCCAAUUUUAGAAGAAGUCCCACAGAUGUUGUACUUGGAAUGUGAUCCAAUUCCAAAAGCUGUUGAGAAUGAGGAUGAUUUAGAUGAUGUACCUGUUGCUGGCCAUGAGGAAGAUGUUGGUUGGUGCUGGUGAGAAUGUUGGUGCUGGAGAGCAGAGGGAUGUUGAUGCUGGUGAGCAGAGAGAUGUUGGUGGUGAAGAGAGAGAUGUUGCUGAUAGUGAGGAGGAAAAGGAAGUUGACAGUGAUGAGUGGCUUAUAAAUUUCUCUUGUAUGAUGAAUGAAGUUGAAGCUGAAGUUGAGACAGAUGGUUAUCAUUCAGAGGAGCUUAAUAUCCCCAUUAGUAGUGAUGAUGAAGAUGAGGAUGUUGAAGUUUAUCCUCAAUAUAGUCAAAGUAGUGGAGUUGGUGAACAGAAGUUGGAAUUAGGGAUGGAGUUUGGUACUCUAGAUGAAUUUAAAUCUGCCUUGAAGGAGUAUAGCAUAUUGAUAGGCAGGGAGUUCAAGUGGAAGAAGAAUGAUAAACAGAGGGCUAGAGCAAAAUGCAAGAAGGCAUUUUGUGAUUGGGAAAUCUACUGUGCAAAGAAUGAAGUUAGAAACUCUUUUCAGAUAAAGACAUUCAAGCAUAACCAUAAUUGCUGCAGAGAAGUGAACAACAAACAAGCAAAUAGAUAGUGGGUGGUCAGUAAACUUGAGGGCAAACUCUGAAUGUAGUCAACCCUUAAAUAUGUUGAAGCUUUGGAACAUUUCAAGCAAGAGUUUGGAGUGCACAUUGAAGUUACAAAGAUGUGGAGAGACAUGAAAGAAGCAAAGCCACUAGUGGAAGGGAAUGAGAGGAAACAAUAUGCCAAAGUAUUUGAUUAUGCACAUGAAUUGUUGAGGAGCAAUCCUGGAUCAACAGUUAAGAUCAACACAGUGCCAAGUCCAGGAGGUCCACCAUAAUUUCAGAGGCUAUAUAUUUGUCUUGUUGGCUGUAAGAAGGGGUUUGUUGCUGGAUGUAGACCAUUCACAGGUCUAGAUGGAUGUUUCCUAAAGAGUGCAUUUGGAGGAAACUUGCUCUCUGUUGUUGGGCUUGAUGGCAAUAACCACAUCUUUGUUAUUGCUUAUGCUGUUGUGGACAUUGAGAACAAAGACAAUUGGAAAUGGUUUUUAACUUUGUUGCAUGAAGAUCUUAGGGAUUACAUACAGAAUGGGUGGAAUUUCAUGUCAAACAUGCAAAAGGGACUUAUCCCAGCUUUACAGGAAGUCAUGCCUGGUGCACCUCAUAGAUUCUGUGUCUUGCAUCUUUGAAAAAAUUUUACAAAGCAAUGGAAAAGCAAGGAACUUAAAGGAAUUGUGUGGCAAUGUGCAAAAUCCACUACUGUUUCUGAGUUUAAAGGCCAUAUUGCCCAUUUGAAGACAAUCAACUGCCAGGCUUGGGAGUAUUUGAAUAAAUGGCCCAAACAAGCAUGGACAAAAGCCCACUUCAGUACAAUACCCAAGGUGGACAAUAUAUGCAACAACACUAGAAUUCUGCAGUAUAGAUGCAAGCCUAUUAUCACAAUGCUUGAAGAAAUUAUAAGUUAUAUCAUGAGAACCAUGGCUGCCUGCAAGGUUAAACUUUCUGGAAAGUUUGGACCAUUAUGUCCAGUGCAGUAUAAAAGACUAGAAAAAGAAUUUCAUUUUGCUAAUCAAUGGACUCCCAUUUGGUGUGGUGAUAACAUGGGCCUGAGAUAUGAGGUCCACAUGUGGGGGAAUAAGGUUGAGGUCAAUUUAGCUGGAUGGACAUGCACUUGUGGAGUAUGGCAACUAACAGGGAUGCCAUGCCGACAUGCCAUUGCAACAAUAACUCUCACAAAGGAGGGAAGCCUGAGGACAUGUGUCAUGAGUGGCUGUCAAUAGAAGCUUAUAAUAAGACAUACCAGCAUUUUAUUGAACCAGUCCAAGGACCACAAUAUUGGGCCCAGACACAAUAUACACACCCUGUUCCACCAUAUAAAAGGGUCCAAAGAGGAAGGCCAAAGAAAAAUAGAAAGAGAUCUGUAGAUGAGGACAAUGUCACAGGACAUAAGCUAAAGAGGAAAUUGGCUGAGUUUACAUGUGGAAGGUGUGGCCAAACCAAUCAUAACAUUAGAAGCUGUAAAAAUAUUGGAGUUCCUGUUAGGCCAAAGAAAUAUGUUGCACCAUCAACUGCAAAUGAGGAUGACCACCUAUUAUCUCAAGAUGAACAAGCUUUGAAUGAGGCUGAAAAAGAUCCGGUGGAGAUUAAUUUAUCUCAGCCUCAUUUGUCACAAGAUAGUGACAUGGAGUUGAUGGUCCCUGCAACUAUUGUUCCACCAAUAGCAAGGAAUAAGCUAACCAUAACAAGAGCCAAACAAAGGAAGAUUGCUGAUAAAGAUGAUGCAGUAUAAAGAAAACUGAAGACCUAUUUUUUGUUGCAUUUUGAAGGUUGCUGAGUUUGAAGGUUGCUGAUGAAGAAAACUGAAGAAGCAUUUUUUGUUGCAUUUUGAUAUUAGGAUGUGUAGUUGUAUAUUUUGAAAGCUUCACUGGCAUGUGAAAUGAUGUAAACAUUAUGGCCUACUGAACAAUUGCUUCUAACUACCACCCUUUGGGAUGUCAAACAU